UCUUGUCGUUGAACAAUAAAGCAUACGGUACCAGCAAUAAAACACAGAGCCGGCAAAUUUAAGAAGAUUCCACUGAACCAGGAAGAACACUGCUUUCGAUGAUGCUGACAUGUAUUGUAAAAUGAUAAUCAAUUUAUUUUGGAUUCUAGUGAAUAAAGAGUGCCAGGACUAAGAUACAGCUAUUUGAACAGGUACAUGUGACAGUGCUGCAGCUAUGAGUGGAAUUUUAAAGAGGAAGUUUGAAGAAGUUGACGGCUCUUCACCCUGCUCCUCUGUGCGGGAAUCGGAUGAUGAAGUCUCCAGCAGUGAAAGUGCUGACAGUGGAGACAGUGUCAAUCCAUCCACUUCUAAUCACUUUCCCCCUUCCUCCAUCCUUAAAAGAGAGAAACGUCUGAGGACAAAAAAUGUGCAUUUCAGUUGCGUCACUGUGUAUUACUUCACCAGGAGACAAGGCUUCACGAGUGUGCCCAGCCAAGGGGGCAGCACCCUGGGCAUGUCCAGCCGACACAAUAGUGUGCGCCAGUACACGCUGGGUGAAUUCGCUCGGGAGCAGGAGAGACUCCAUCGGGAGAUGUUGCGAGAACACCUCCGGGAAGAAAAACUGAACUCUUUAAAACUAAAGAUGACUAAGAAUGGCACCGUGGACUCUGAAGAAGCUAGCACUCUCACAGUGGAUGACAUUUCUGAUGAUGACAUUGAUUUAGACAACACCGAGGUAGAUGAGUACUUCUUUCUACAACCCCUGCCAACAAAAAAACGGAGAGCUCUGCUGCGGGCCUCUGGAGUGAAAAAGAUUGAUGUGGAAGAGAAGCAUGAGCUUCGAGCCAUUCGCCUCUCGAGAGAGGACUGUGGCUGCGACUGCCGCAUGUUCUGUGAUCCGGAAACGUGUACCUGCAGCCUGGCAGGCAUUAAGUGUCAGGUGGAUCGAAUGUCUUUCCCAUGUGGCUGCACGAAAGAAGGAUGCAGUAACACAGCAGGUAGAAUUGAAUUUAAUCCUAUUCGUGUUCGGACUCACUUUUUGCACACAAUAAUGAAACUUGAACUGGAGAAAAACCGAGAGCAGCAAAUCCCUGCUCUGAAUGGCUGCCAUGGUGAGCUCAAUGCUCAUAGUAGUUCCCUGGGCCAAGUAGCUCAUUCAGUAGAAUAUUCCAUCACAGACAAUUUUGAGAUUGAAACAGAACCCCAGGCUGCUGUACUGCACCUACAGUCUGCUGAGGAAUUAGAUUGCCAAGGAGAAGAGGAGGAGGAGGAGGAGGAGGAAGAGGAGGAAGAUGGGAGCAGCUUCUGCAGUGGAGUCACUGAUUCUAGUACUCAAAGCUUGGCACCAAGUGAGUCCGAAGAAGAGGAAGAGGAGGAAGAAGAGGAAGAAGAAGAGGAGGAUGAGGAUGACGAGAAAGGGGACAGCUUUGUGGAAGGCUUGGGUACUCAUGCUGAAGUUGUGCCUCUUCCCUCCGUCCUUUGUUAUUCUGAUGGCACUGCCAUUCAUGAGAGUCACUCAAAAAAUGCUUCUUUUUAUGCCAACUCUUCAACUCUCUAUUACCAAAUAGAUAGCCACAUUCCAGGAACACCUAGCCAGAUCUCAGAGAACUAUUCGGAAAGAGAAACGAUCAAAAACGGUACCCUCUCGCUGGUGCCUUACACCAUGACCCCUGAACAGUUUGUGGACUACGCCCGACAAGCAGAAGAAGCUUAUGGCACCUCCCACUACCCAGCUGCCAAUCCCUCUGUCAUUGUUUGCUGCUCCUCUGCAGAAAAUGACAGCGGAAUGCCCUGUAAUAGUUUGUAUCCUGAACACAGGUCCAGUCAUCCGCAAGUGGAAUUUCACUCCUACUUGAAAGGCCCGUCCCCUGAAGGGUUUGUCUCUACAUUGAAUGGUGACAGUCACAUUUCAGACCACCCCGCUGAAAAUCCCUUGAGCCUUGCAGAAAAGAGCAGAUUGCACGAGGAGUGCAUCAAAUCGCCAGUAGUCGAGACUGUCCCUGUGUAGUUUCAGUUAUUCUAGGACCAAUCAACCUUCUUGUAUGUAAAGCAUUGUAUUUCAUUGGAUUUCUGGGCUCAUCUUUGUUUAAACUGAGGACCAAAAACUCUUCGACUGUGGUAAAUCUUCUAGACUGUGUUCUGUUUUUCUCCUUUCUAGCUAUAUGACUGUGGCAUUGCACAAAUACAGUCUCUAGGAGGAUUUUAAAAGAUUUCAGUCUGUUUUGAUAGAAAAUGCUAAUUAAAAAAAAAAGCAUAUCUCACAGUUGCCUACCUGUCAAACUGUGCAAAACCUGCCAAGCUGUGUAGAUCAGACUUCCAAGUUUUGGAUUAUCGGGCCUGUGCAAGAUUGUUAACCAAGAGUGGGAAAUAAUAAGAUUUAGAGUCCUAAUUUUCAAUAUAUCUGAAGAUUAUGGUGACUUUUUAAUGUCAAAGUAAUUAUUGUAAGAAAAAAAAGAUUU
Suncus etruscus (white-toothed pygmy shrew) is the source of this 2438-nucleotide messenger RNA. It is a transcript of the gene CSRNP3, whose product is annotated as cysteine and serine rich nuclear protein 3. Gene Ontology annotation, cellular component: nucleus. The transcript has 5 exons. The record is from RefSeq and is a predicted model, not a curated record. Lineage: Eukaryota; Metazoa; Chordata; Mammalia; Eulipotyphla; Soricidae. Bases 215 to 1987 code for a protein of 590 amino acids. Gene Ontology annotation, molecular function: DNA-binding transcription factor activity, RNA polymerase II-specific; sequence-specific DNA binding. Gene Ontology annotation, biological process: regulation of transcription by RNA polymerase II.